Capsaspora owczarzaki ATCC 30864 is the source of this 1873-nucleotide messenger RNA. RefSeq lists its product as hypothetical. Gene Ontology annotation, molecular function: acetylglucosaminyltransferase activity. The transcript is spliced from 3 exons. Lineage: Eukaryota; Filasterea; Ministeriida; Capsasporidae. Bases 55 to 1737 code for a protein of 560 amino acids. Gene Ontology annotation, biological process: protein N-linked glycosylation. The record is from RefSeq and is a predicted model, not a curated record.
UAGCUCCCUUUUUCACUUUUUUUUUUUCACUGUUUUUGUUUGUUUUCAAGAGGGAUGGCGAGCGCUUCUCAACGGAGACUGAUCAUCUACAUUCUCGGCUUGGCGCUCUUUGUCGCGCUCGGCGUGAAUGUUGUCUGCAACAUGCGAAAGGCGCGGGUGGAUCGCCCGUGGACGCAGAGCCAGCCGACGUUUGUGCGCCGCGCACGACCGGGCGUGUCGCCCAAUGAGGACGGAAUUGCGCCGUCGUUCCGCAUGGCCGCGUGCGAGUGUCCGCGUCCUGCGACGGCGAUCGGGCGGAAGGGACUGGGCGACAACGGCGACGAGGUCCGCGACUACCCCGCUCGCCAGUGCCCAACGCACGCGCCUGCCGCUCCCGCUGACGGCCUGACUGCUCAGCAGGCGCUGCAGCUGGCCGCCAACCAGAAGCCGGCGUUCGAGUUUGCAGGUGGGCCGCCGCUCGCCGCCGCCGCGCGCGCACUCCCCAACGAGCCUGCGUGGCAGACCAGCGACGUCUUCCUCGUCCGCCGCGAAGGCCACCUGCUCCCGCGUCGCAACGGAGUCAAGCUCGUGGUUGGCAUUCCGACGCUGGCUCGCCCGGAAAACAAGUCGUAUCUGAGCGAAACGCUGCGCUCGCUGAUUGCGCGCUCUUCGCAAGAGGAGCUGGACGCCAUGCUCAUUGUCAUCUUCCUGGCUGACAUGGACAAGAACAAGGCGAUGGCCAUCUACACGCAGUUCAUCCACCCCGAGUUUGAGCCGUACGUGCGCGACGGCCUGAUUGACGUGAUUACGGCCAAGAAGAGCGCCUAUCCCGUCUACCCAACGCCCCUGCCACGCCGCACCUUCAACGACCCGGAAGACCGUGUCAAGUGGCGCUCCAAGCAGUGCUUUGACUUUGCCCUGCUGAUGGAGUACAGCAAGGGUCGCGGCGACUACUAUCUCCAGCUCGAGGACGACGUCCUCGCGGCGGACAACUUUGCGUCGAGCAUUCUGGCUGUCGUGGACGAGUCUUCGUACAUGAAUCCGCCGUGGUCCAUGCUCGAGUUUUCCCGGCUCGGCUUCAUUGGCAAGCUCUUCCGCGACACGGAGCUGCUGGAAAUGGCCGCCAUGUUCCGCUUCUACCACUACGACCAGCCUGUUGAUUACCUGAUGACCUACUUUAUCCAAAUCAAGACCCAGGGGUCGCGCUUGCUCACCAAGUACGCGCUGUUCCAGCACAUUGGCACGCAAUCGACGCUUCCCGGCAAGAUUCAACGCCUGACCGAUCCCUCCUUCCGCCAGGACGGCGAGACGGGUGGCAUUGAUGAUUCCGUCAACGACGCGCUCCCCAUGGAUCGCAGAAACUGGCCACGCAAUCCCCCGGCGGUCAUCAAGACCAACAUUGAUCACUACUCAAACUUUGAUCCGCGCCCCUGGUACAACAACCGUCGCGUGUUCUGGGCACCAGUGCACAAGGGGUCGUACUUUAUUGUGCAGUUCAACAUGCCGUUGAAGAUUUCCCAAGUCCUCAUUCACACGUCCCACCCCACGAAGCCCGCCGAUCUGGUUGAGCAUGGCGCGCUCGCGAUUGCCACCGACGCCGCUGUCAGCGACUUUCGCGAGGUCCUCUCCGCCAGCGGUCCCAAGUUUGAGUGGACGUCGCAGGAUAGCCGACUCAUUACUGGGCUCAAGUUUACAGUCACAGCAGACCAAGGCUCUUGGGCUGUGUUUUCGCGGAUAACAAUCAUUCCGGCAAAUUAGGAGGUUGGCGUGUGUAACACCAGGAGCUGUUACGUUUUGUUCACGCAUGCCUAAAUUAUUUUUUGCUUGUCGUUUGGCUUGUAUUUGUGCCUUUUGUUUGUUUCCGGUGUAAUUUAAGGAAUUAGAUGUCGAAAGG